This is a messenger RNA of Fraxinus pennsylvanica, 1023 nucleotides long. The record is from the annotation of a GenBank genome assembly. Lineage: Eukaryota; Viridiplantae; Streptophyta; Magnoliopsida; Lamiales; Oleaceae.
AUGAAUAAAUCGAUGGAGAGCACAGAUUCAUCCACCGGAGGUUCACAGCAGCCCCACCUGCCACCAGGGUUCCGCUUCCACCCCACGGAUGAGGAACUGGUGGUGCACUAUCUCAAGAAGAAGGCCGCCGCCGCCCCUCUGCCUGUGUCCAUUAUAGCUGAAAUUGAUCUAUACAAAUUUGAUCCAUGGGAGCUCCCAGCUAAGGCGACGUUUGGAGAGCAAGAGUGGUACUUUUUCAGUCCGAGGGACAGGAAGUACCCUAACGGGGCUCGGCCGAAUAGGGCUGCGACUUCUGGAUAUUGGAAGGCCACCGGAACUGAUAAGCCGAUCUUGAGUGCCGGAGGGACUCAAAGAGUAGGGGUUAAAAAGGCAUUAGUUUUCUAUGGAGGGAAGCCUCCUAAAGGGAUCAAAACUAAUUGGAUCAUGCAUGAAUAUAGACUCCCCGACAAUAAACUGAACACAAAGCCUCCUGGGUGUGAUUUUGUUGGCAGCAAAAAGGGCUCUUUAAGGCUUGAUGAUUGGGUUUUAUGCCGGAUUUACAAGAAGAAUAAUUCUCAAAUGCCUAUAGAUCAAGAAAUAGGGGAUGAUCUGAUAGGAUCAUUGGCUAUUGGCCAACAGAAGCUGCAGCAUCAGCAGGGACUCAAGCUCUCAAACUAUGGCGGAUUACUUGAAAAUAAUGAACACAACAUGUUUUCUGGAAUGAUUAACGCUGCAAAUGAUGGAAUCAACACUAGCCAAAUUUCUCUAUCAGCCUCAAAACCACUUCUUCCAAUGGAACUCACACCAGCAUCGAGUACUUGUACUCUCCCAGCUAAGAGGACGAUUUCGAAUCAGUACUGGAACGACGAAGAAGUAGAUGCGAAUUCUCGUCUGAACAAGAAAUUUCUUGCAGAAAAUUGUGAUGGAACCAAUUCUAUUGCCACCAUCUUAAGCCAAAACCCUUCACAGCCAAUGUUGGGAUCUCUUGGUGAUGGCAUUUUUCGCCAGCCGUACAAUGUUACAGGCAUGAAUUGGUACGCCUAG